Messenger RNA from Meloidogyne enterolobii, 1383 nucleotides. Lineage: Eukaryota; Metazoa; Nematoda; Chromadorea; Rhabditida; Meloidogynidae. The record is from the annotation of a GenBank genome assembly.
UUUUUUAUAUUGUGACCUUUUUUCAAUUUUUAAUAUAAAUUCCACAUCAAAUAUUCCCCUUAUUAAAAGUUCCACUAUUAAUUCAUAGAAAGAAUUUUGAUUGUUUAAAGCUCGACAAAUUAAUUUUUUAACUUUCCAAUUUUUAUUCAAAUUCAGAAUUAUAUACCUAAUUCUAUUCAAUUUUCUAAAAAAAUUCUUAUUUUUGGCUCUGAUCGAGACUUGAAAUUUUCUUAAUUUAUUUAGUUUACCCUUUUCAAUUUUACAAAAUUUUUUCAUUUCACCCUCUGUUUAUUUCCUAUAAUCGCGUAAUUUUAAUGAUUUCGUCCAAAAACUGAUAGAUUUUUAAAAAAUAAUUUUUAUUUUUAGAGCUACUUAAAAGUUUUCAUAAAAAAUUUUUUUGAUAAUUAUUUAAAUAUUUUAUUUAACAACAAAAAAUGGAUAAUAACCCGCCUCCACCACCCUAUUAUUCAGGAACUUUUAACGACCCGGGUAAUCCCACAAAAGAAGGAAUUCCUGUAUUUACACCACCACCAUACCCACCACCACCACCAUCACAGUCAUAUAUUAUUGGUGUUGGAUCUUUACCUAAUAAUGGACAACAACAACCUUCCAAUAUAUCACCACCUCCACCACCACCUGUCAUGACUCGCCCAAUUCAUGUUUUUACACCUAAAUUUGGGCCUUAUCCUCUUGAAAUGGAUUGUCCACAUUGUCGUUCGCAUAUUGUCACGCAAACAAUUAAAACGCCUGGAGUACUGCCUUGGAUUAUUAUGGGAGUUUGUUUUGUUAUUGGAUUUUUCUUGUUGCUCCCUUGGUGUAUUUGUUGUAUGCCUUUUUGCAUUGAUUCCUGCUUGGAUGUUGAACACUUAUGUCCUUCCUGCAAAAAACCUUUGGGAAGGUUCUCUCGAAUUUGAAAAUAUUUUUGGACGAAUUGCUACUUAAUAAAAAGAAAUUUCUUUAAGUCAUAAAAAACAAUUUGUUUAAAAAAGUACUUAAUUUUAACUUUUGAAAAAGAAUUUCAAUUUUUAAAUGAUUGCCCCUAAUAAUUGUCACUAAAGAGUGGAAAAUUUUGAAAAUUUAAUUUCAGAUUCCUAUUAGGCUGCUCUAAAAAUUUUUUUUUUGAUUAAAAAUAUGUAUUUUUCCUUACUUUAGUGGUGGUUUUGGACUCUAUCCUUUUUUUAUUUUUUUUUGAAAAUUAGUAUUUACUUUGGGAGUAGUAAACCCCCCCCAUACGCCCACAUGUCUCACUUGGACAUGUGAGACGGGGGCAGGGGGAUGUGUUAAGGUGUAAGGGUUUUCAUCUCCCAUCCGUCCCAGUGGGACCGAUGGGUGUUGGGUGACCUUGACAACAAGUACAAGCAAUUCUGCGGCUGAAAGGAGAUG